AUAACUCCCAAACGGCAAGUUUCUACAAAGUUACAACAGUGGGGAGGCGCCACAACUUCACUGCCAUUUUGUGAGGUGCUGCCGCCCCUCCUCCGGCAAGAUCUCCUAUUCACCUCAAAUAAAUUUUCAUGGAAUGGAGUAAAGUCAGAGUCCGGGUAUAUUUUAUGUGAUUACUAAAGGAAACAAUGACCGAUAAAACAGAGAAGGUGGCUGUAGAUCCUGAAACUGUGUUUAAACGUCCCAGGGAAUGUGACAGUCCUUCGUAUCAGAAAAGGCAGAGGAUGGCCCUGUUGGCAAGGAAACAAGGAGCAGGAGACAGCCUUAUUGCAGGCUCUGCCAUGUCCAAAGAAAAGAAGCUUAUGACAGGACAUGCUAUUCCACCCAGCCAAUUGGAUUCUCAGAUUGAUGACUUCACUGGUUUCAGCAAAGAUGGGAUGAUGCAGAAACCUGGUAGCAAUGCACCUGUGGGAGGAAACGUUACCAGCAAUUUCUCUGGAGAUGACCUAGAAUGCAGAGGAAUAGCCUCCUCUCCCAAAAGCCAACAAGAAAUUAAUGCUGAUAUAAAAUGUCAAGUAGUGAAGGAAAUCCGAUGCCUUGGACGAAAAUAUGAAAAAAUCUUCGAAAUGCUUGAAGGAGUGCAAGGACCUACUGCAGUCAGGAAACGAUUUUUUGAAUCCAUCAUCAAGGAAGCAGCAAGAUGUAUGAGACGAGACUUUGUUAAGCACCUUAAGAAGAAACUGAAACGUAUGAUUUGAGAAUACUUGUCCCUGGAGGAUUAUCACACCCCAAAUGCAUAAUCUCGUUAAUGAUUGAGGAGAGAAAAGGAUCAGAUUGCUGUUUUCUACAAUGGAGCAGGAUAUUGCUGAAGUCUCCUGGCAUAUGUUACCGAAUCAACUGGCCUUCCAGAGGCUAAGAAAUUUCUGUUAGUAAAAGAUGUUCUUUUUCCCA
Molecule: messenger RNA, 948 nt
Organism: Homo sapiens (human)
Lineage: Eukaryota; Metazoa; Chordata; Mammalia; Primates; Hominidae
Gene: CT45A10
Product: cancer/testis antigen family 45 member A10
Exons: 6
Coding region: 186-755 (189 amino acids)
Cellular component (GO): nucleus
Source: RefSeq, marked validated